Messenger RNA from Gamsiella multidivaricata, 1071 nucleotides. RefSeq lists its product as uncharacterized. The transcript is spliced from 2 exons. The record is from RefSeq and is a predicted model, not a curated record. Lineage: Eukaryota; Fungi; Mortierellomycota; Mortierellomycetes; Mortierellales; Mortierellaceae. Gene Ontology annotation, molecular function: metal ion binding. Bases 128 to 949 code for a protein of 273 amino acids.
UUGUCGAGGCGGGACUCAAUCGGGUAGGUUCAUAGUCCUGAGAGCUAUUACCGAUAUGAGAGCACCAUGGUUCUAGUGGUCAUACUCUGACCGUCUAUGUUUUGCUUUUCUGUUGUAUGCCUUGUAGAUGAAAAGCCGCUCGGGCCACGACAACAUUCUGGGUACGGAAGCCAAUUCGGGAGAGAAUACGCGUGCCUAUAACCGUAGGUCCGGUAGCCAUUUUGCGAACGGGGCGGAUAACAACGCAACUCAGGUUAAGGAAUGUGGUCUCUGCAGGACAGAGUUCAGCAUGUUCAAAUGGAGGAAUGUCUGCUCGCAGUGCCGCAGAGUUGUUUGCUCCGAUUGCCUGACUAAGAAACAAAUCGAUCAACUAUUCUUGAUGGGUCUCCAAGCAGAACGGGAGGCGAAAGCCCGAGGCCUCGAUCUCAAUGCCGAAGAUAUCACUGUAGAUCCUGAGCAACAAGAGGAUGCUGCAGAUCCUCAAGAUUUGACAAGACCGGGGUUGCCACAGAGCGCGUCAGACAGCGCUGUCGAGACUGGCACUCGCAGCGACUUGACUGGAGUUCUCCCUCAGCGUAGCCAGAGCUUUAACAUCAAUGAUUCCAACAGCAACAACAACAGCGGUAGUGGAUAUGGCGGAUUCGGAAAUGGCUGGCGCGGGAUCAAGGGCAAUACCGACAGUGGACACGGCCAGGCCGAGAAACUGUGUGACCCUUGCUACCUGGGCCUGACAGACGACCAGAUCAAGGUACUCGAGUCUGGUGGAGGAUGGCAAUAUUACCAGGCAACGCUAAGUAAGCACCAAACCCCUGGUCUUGCGGCUGCGCUGGCGUUGAGUAAUAUGUCGUUGGAGGACGUGGUGGAAAAUGGAAAGGCUGGGAGUGAAAAGGGAGCGAAGUUGGUACCGGAUGCGAUGAGGGUCGAGGGGAGCCUUGUGCGCGCUGGAUGAAUACACGUCGAUGGUCGCAGGCAGCACACAAGUUGUAUAUAUCUCAUACACUUCUACAUAACCUUUUUUUCCAUACUCAUAAUUUCUAAUAACAUCUGAAUUAAUAAAUGCCCUAAUAACGC